UAAUGGAAGUGGAAGUUCCAUUGACGCCAUGUUAGCCUAGAUCUAAACUAAUAAACAUUGGAAAUGAGAAUUUGAACAUCGGCUGGCGGCUUUUUUUUGGACCAUAUUGAAUUAUGAUACGCAAUUCUUGCCAUAUCCUUUGUUAUACAUUUCUUUGAGGUAAUUCAUAAUGUUUUACGCCAGUUUCGUUCUUAACAAAAAGGGUCCGCUAGCCAAAAUUUGGCUAGCUGCCCAUUGGGACAAGAAAUUGACAAAGGCUCAUGUGUUUGAAACCAACAUUGACAGUAGUGUGGAAGCCAUUUUGAAGCCUAAGGUUAAAAUGGCUUUAAGAACAUCUGGUCAUUUGUUGCUGGGUGUUGUGCGCAUUUAUUCAAGGAAAGCCAAAUACUUACUGGCAGACUGUAAUGAGGCUUUUGUUAAGAUCAAGAUGGCUUUCCGACCUGGAGUGGUAGACUUACCAGAAGAGAACAGAGAAGCAGCGGUGGCGGCCAUUACAUUACAGGAGAAUUUUCAUGAUUUUGAAACAACAUUAGCCGAUUUGGAAGAUAUAAAUGUUCAAGCCCAGUUUUCUGUCAAUCAAAGUCGACCAGAAGAAAUAACAAUGAGAGAAGAUUUAGGCUCUAUUACACUAAUGGGGGAUGAUGGGUUUGGUCCUUUUGAGGAUGACUCUCUUGGAGAACUAAUCACUAAUGAGCAGUUUUCGUAUAUAAUAUAUGGAGAAGCUUACACCUUUGAUGAAAGGCCUCUCAGAGACGAUUAUCUUUGUGACCUCCUAGACAAAGCAUUAACUCUAAAAGCUACUCAUGACACAUGCCUGUUUUGUAGACUUUCCAACUAUGCAGAGUGCAUCUGCAAGUACUCUAGCUUUACAAACACCAGCUGUAGUGAUAAGAUUUGUGAUAGAACUAUUCGUUUGGAUAGUGGAUUAGAAACAGACAUCAAUUCCUGUGAUAAAACUUUAGAAGAUUCAAGUGCCUUUUUACAAAGUAUUUAUUCCGACCAUUCCACACCUCUUAAGAUGCCUGGCAGCUGUUCUAAUCCAUUUGAUGAUGAGCAACGUUACUGUUUAAGGCCUGAUAUGUUAUCACCAUCUACCUCAGAAUGUGAACCAUUAGCUUCUCCAUCGGGUGCAGUGCGGAAGCUCAUUUUCUCGCCAGGGACUGGCUAUUGCAAACGGUGUUGUGCUAGAUUAAACUCUCCUAGGGCAAAUAGAUCACCUGUUGAGGCCAACUUCAGACCUCGUAUAGAUCACUCUGACAGCGGCAUAGGCUCAGAGAUAGAUCCAGGCUUCUAUGACAUGGAAUCGGAAGAUGACUGGGAUGAGUCAGAGUCACUUAAUGAUAGUUACUGCUGCAGUCAUAACAAAAGUGUUAGCUCUCUAGGCAGUCCAAGCCAUAGCAGAGCAAUUCCAAAUGCAUCAAGUUUGGUCUGCUGUCAACCUCUUGUUGCUUUGCAACAUACCUGUGAUAAAACUACUGCCAGUAUUACACCUGCUGAUCUCCAACAUAAUUGUGCAGCUAUAACAACAUCUACUGUUAAGAAAAAAGAAGACUUUUGCAAACCUCUUGAACUCAUGACUCCCAUUGCUGAGGAAGAUAGCUAUGAAAAGCUUGCUAAAAAGGGCUGUGAUGUUAGUGAAACCAUCCUUGGUGAAGGAGACAACCAUGAAACUCUUGCUAAACCUGUCUACGAUGUUAGGUUGAUUUCUAACAAGGGAGAUGUUGGGUUUGAUGAGCGUGAGAUUCUCCAUGAUGACAGUCAUCUAGACGACAACAUUUACAAAUCAUCUGAAAUGGAUGCCCCCAAGGAGAAUCAGCACCAGUCACCUGCAGAUAAAGACAAGCCAUUGGACAUUGAUUUACCUCCUCCAGUUGUUGGAGAUGGCUUUGGGGAUGGUUUUAUUGAAGAUGAUGAUGGUUGUGAUGAAGACAAUGAUGACAACUUUGGUGAUAUUGACCAGGACUUCUUUGCACAAAACUUUAUGGGUACUGAUACUUUGUUUGAGGAUCCCCCUGCUGUGUCUAAUGUCAAUGUUCCACAAGAUGCUUCUGAGGCUGCAUCAGGAUCCCCCAAAAGAGAUGAAAGGGAGAAGAAAUCUCUUGGAGGAGAAGCCGAUGCUGAGGAAACAGUGCCACUACAGGCAGCAGCUGCUGGCACCUCUGCCAUAUCAAGCACAAUGGGAGAACAGACCACGCUGGUGCACAAUGAAGAGGAGGCUUUUGCUCUUGAACCACUUGAUAUCACAACUGUUCCAGGUACUGAAAGAAAAGGAAAGAGGAAGAGAAAGCUGAUUGUUGAUGAACAGAAAGGUAUACCCAGUGAAACCAUGAAACUACAAUUGUCUGACACCUCUGACAUAGUGUCUGCUCUUGAUUUGGCCCCGCCUACCAAAAAGCUGAUGCUCUGGAAAGAGACGGGUGGUGUUGAAAAGAUUGCUGUCCUCCCAGGAAAACCAAUCAUUUCUAAAGACCUUAUUAAGUAUAUUACAAGAAAUCUCAUCUGCAAGGCUGUUUCUGAUGAUUAUGACUCUGGAUCUUCAAAGAUUGACCUCGACAUGGCACCUGAGAUAGCUAGGGAAAAUGAGCGCAAUAGUACCUUGGUUGAUGCUAGUAAACAGAUGGAGACCAUUAUUGAGGAAUCAUUCAAUGCUACUGAGCCUUCUGUUGCUGUGGAGCCAUCCAUUAAUGUGUCUGAUAUAUCGUUGAUUGGCCCACCUGCACCCAAACGAUCCAAGCGCCACGAGGAGCCCGCAGACAUCUCACACAGAUCUGAACCUAUUGCUCCAGACAAUCAGUCCAUGUUUGACCACAUCCCAGACAUCAGUCUGCAGCCCACAGACAUCCCAGCUGAUGCUUCUAGUAUUGUUCCUUCCUUCAACCCAUUACUGGAUGAUGGCCCACCCUCGGUGGCUCCCUUUUCUGUGGCACCUCCAUCGGUGGCCCCACCUUCUGUUGCUCCAGGCAUGACAUUUGAUGAUCUAGAGCAAGAACAAGAUGCUGAACAAAUGCCAGAAAAUGCUGAGCAGGAGGAAAAGAGGUGGAGCAAGCGUACACAGCAGAUGCAACAGAUAUUUGAGCAAGCGUUUACAUUUGCAGACACACUUAGUUUCAAGGACAUGGCUCGCAAUCACAACAGGAAACAGGCAGCCUCCAGGUUCUACACACUUCUGGUCCUGAAGAAACACCAGGCCAUCUGCACCAGACAGGAUGAGCCAUUUGGAGACAUUCUCAUCACCAAGGGACCCCACUUUGGUGUUGCUUGCUAGGUUUAUAUUCUCAUUCUUAUGACUGCUUUUGAAAUGAUUGUCAAUGGGUGGAUGGAAUGCAUGCAUUUAAAAAAUUUCAUUUCAUUAUGUAAUCAUUCCUUAUUAAAUUAUACACCAAUCAAAGCAAACUUCUCUACUUAGAGUGAAGGAUGGGUUUAGCAAAACAUUUGAAUGCUGUUGCUGUUAAGUCUUUUUAUUUCCCUUCAUGAGUAAAAAAAAAAAAAAAAAUCUCAAGAGGAUACAUAAUAUGAUUGAGCAAAGUAAUUAUCUAGGUAGCAAUUUAUGUGUUCAUAUGGUGUUUAGAUGGUGGUUAAAAAUAUUUAUUAAUGGUCCCAAAACAUUUGAUUCAUAAUACUAUUAAAAUGUCACUAGGCUUCUACACAAGGUCAUAGAAGCCUGUUAUAGGUUUGCAACCCAUUGGUUGAGGACCACUCCCUUGUGUUCACAUUCAUUCUACAGAGUUAACUUGUAUUUAUGUUUUUAUUUUAUUCCCUACAUGUGUAAAUAAAAAAGAAGAUUAGCUUGAAUAUUAUAAUUAUGCUUCUUCACUGUGUACAGUCUAUUCAUUUAUCACUCUGUUUCCAUUUAUUUGAGGCUGAUUUUUUUGUGGAUUAGGCAGCAGUCUGGUCCAUAGCUUUGUAUAAUGGACACUGUCAAGAAAUGAAAAAUAAACAAAAAUGUUCUAUA
This is a messenger RNA of Biomphalaria glabrata, 3952 nucleotides long. RefSeq names its product double-strand-break repair protein rad21 homolog. Lineage: Eukaryota; Metazoa; Mollusca; Gastropoda; Planorbidae. The transcript is spliced from 13 exons. Gene Ontology annotation, molecular function: chromatin binding; protein binding. The record is from RefSeq and is a predicted model, not a curated record. Bases 170 to 3265 code for a protein of 1031 amino acids. Gene Ontology annotation, biological process: synaptonemal complex assembly; replication-born double-strand break repair via sister chromatid exchange; mitotic sister chromatid cohesion. Gene Ontology annotation, cellular component: synaptonemal complex; cohesin complex.